CGCGUUGAGGAUGCUGGAACUGGUGGUGCCCCAGCACGUGGUCCGUGGUCAAAAUAUCAGAUUGGAGUGUAACUUCAACCUGGACGGUGAAACAUUGUACUCGGUGAAAUGGUACAAAGACGGAAACGAGUUCUAUCGAUAUGCACCGCAAGACAGACCACCUGUGCUCGUCUUUCAACUGCCAGGUGUCACGGCGAACAUUCACAAUUCGACCGAGAGAUCGGUCGUUCUCUAUUCCGUGAACCUAAUGAGCACCGGAAGAUACAGAUGCGAGGUGUCAGCCGAGGCGCCGUUCUUCCAAACGGUCUCCGAUCACUCAGACAUGCUGGUAGUGGCCCUACCGGAAGACGGACCCGUUAUCACCGGUAGACCAGGGAGACAUCGUUAUCAGGUCGGUGACGUGGUGCGGUUCAAUUGCACUUCGGCGAAAUCGAAACCAGCUGCCAUGCUCAGCUGGUUCAUCAACGGGGAUCCUGUCGACACGCAAUACUUGAGAGGGCCCCACAUCACCGAGGUGGAUCGCGAGGGUCUGGAAACGGCUGUGCUAGGUCUGGAGUUCCGUCUGCGUACGAAGCACUUCAAAAGGGGGGACCUGAAGAUCAAAUGCCUGGCAACGAUAGCGACCGUAUAUUGGAAAUCGAACGAGCUCAGCAUAGAGGGUGAAAGGCCCCUCAAGAUGCCGGUCAUGGAAAGCAGAGAGACAAGGGCGCAAGGCCACACGCACGCGGAACAUAUCUUAGGAGAAAGCGGGAGCAGCACAUUGGCACCAUGCAUUCUGCUGCUGAUAACUAGUUUAUUGAUUCUACGAUAAGAAGAAGGACACAACGUGAUGCCGCGUCCUUUUCGUGCUCAUCCUUUUCAGGCCUCCAAACCGAAUCUUGUGGAGACCCCUGUGUACUAAAUUAUCCGUGUUGUUUCUAUUUUUUAUAAUCGCAGUUAGUGGAGUUAGCGAGGACAUAGGCAAGAAAAUAUACUUAACAGAGAUAUACGUCACUAUGUUAGAGUGUUAGAAUAUGGGUGGACGAGUAAAUUCGUACUUAAUCAGUUCAUAGAUUC
Messenger RNA from Eufriesea mexicana, 1056 nucleotides. RefSeq lists its product as uncharacterized. The record is from RefSeq and is a predicted model, not a curated record. NCBI's taxonomy places the organism in Eukaryota, Metazoa, Arthropoda, Insecta, Hymenoptera, Apidae. The transcript has 5 exons. The coding region runs from base 11 to 811 and encodes 266 amino acids.